Messenger RNA from Ceutorhynchus assimilis (cabbage seed weevil), 3585 nucleotides. The record is from the annotation of a GenBank genome assembly. Lineage: Eukaryota; Metazoa; Arthropoda; Insecta; Coleoptera; Curculionidae.
CAAAUAUUAUGAUUCUUUUAAGUUCUUCACAAUUAAUUUAGGUCUUAAUAUGUCUCUAUUCCCAGCAUAUGCUCAACAAGAGGAGGCCUCAACCUCAACAAAGCAAGACUGGCUAGAAAAUUCAAGUUUCAAGCCUGAUAUUGCAUUAUUGAACAACAAUGGGACCCAAACUGAGGCCCCCAAAGCCAAAAAGAAGAAAUCGAAACGCAAAAAGAGGCGUAGAAAGUCUUUAGAGAUACAAUCUGAUAGUAGUAAUGAUAUAGAGAAAUCAUCUGAUAGUGAUAUUGAAGCCUUCGAGAAAAGAAAGAGGAGACACCCUAAAGAAGAUGAUAAAAUGGAAAUUGAUAUCGAUCAAGUCACAGAAGAAUUCUUCAAAAUUGAUUUAAAACCAACAAAAGAGUUUUUAAAUGUUGCUACAAUUUCAAGACCGUCAGUAGCAAAAUACAAUAAAUAUUAUUUGGAUAAGAGUUUCAAGCAAAAGAAACAGAAAACAAAAAGAUACUUUCAAACCGUAAACUCUCAAGAUAAAUCUGAAGAUGAUGAAUGUAAAAAACUUACCAGAGAAAUAUUGAAUAAAUUAGAUGCUAGUGCAAACAAAUCAGCAAAAGAUGAGAAUUUCCCAGGCUCCACCGAAGAAGAAAACCUAUCAAAAACAACAGCCCAUUACAAUAAAAACCUAACCGACAACCCCAAAGACAUCCAAAUGUGGCUCAAAUACGUCGAUUUCCAAAAUACUGUAUAUGAAUUUGAAAAAUCUUACAAAAAAGGCAGCAUAGCUAAAGCCCAAAGAGUUCUAGCAGAAAGAAAAAUUUCUAUUCUAGACAAAGCCCUCAUCCACAAUCCUGGCUGUGAAGAAUUAUUAAGGAAACGCUUAGAUGUUGCCGUUACUGCUUUUCCUGCAGAUGAACUCCAAACUCAAUUAAAAAAGCUACUGGAAAAGGAAAAAGACAACAUAAUCCUUUGGCAAGGCUAUAUUGAAGCUACACAAUGCUCAAUGUCCCAUUGCAACUCUCCAGCUGUAUUAAAUUUGUAUAUUAAAUGCCUAUCGUCUCUUCACCAACUAAGAAGAAGUACUUUAUCAGAAAAAUCUGCUUUUGAGGAGAGCAUUUUAAAAAUCCUCUAUCAGUGUGGCUUGUUUUUGAAACAAGCAGGCCUUUUCGAACAAUUAUGGACUGUCCUAAAAUUAUAUCUGGAAUUAAACUUAAAUUCUACUAAGGGGGAGUUUAAUGUUGAAAAAUAUUUUAAGGAAAAUGAAUUGCUGGAAUUAGAAGAUGUUGUUCUUAAAUCAAAAUUGCCUCAUCACGAAUUGUGGCUUAGAACUGAAAAACUAAGAGAAUCUUGUCAUUGGUUGCCACUUACAGGGGGAGAAUGUGAAGAUCCGCAACGUUUGGUUUUUAAUGCGGAUGUAGCUGAAUUAAUUCAACCAAUUACUAUAAAGGAAAAUAUCUUUAGGCUUGUUGCCACUUGUUUGACUUUAUUGAAAAUACCCUUAUUACCUUCAAGGCAUGCUACAAUGCAGGAUUUGGGUUUGGAUUAUGUUCCGUGGAGCUUGGAUUCUAUUGAAAUGUUGUUGCCAGUUUUUGUGCCUUUGUAUCCGGUGGAUACUUUGAAUAAGAAUCUUUUGAAGGAUACUGAUAGAUUGGCUGUUGGGCCACAAUACUUGAAAGUGCUGCCCGGUCAAGAAGAAUAUUUGAAUUUUGUGUUGUCAGUUAUGGAAGGUUGCGCUGAAUGUCUAGAGGGUAAAGAUCAAAUUGCUGUUCGUAUAUGGUGGUUCAGAUUUCUGAGAUUAUUAAUAAUAUUAGAUAUUCAAAAAAGAUUCAAAUUACCAAGUAACUUCAAAAAACAAAUUAAAUCAUCCAUUAAAGACCUUCUAAAACGUGAACAAUUUAGGAAUAAUGAAAUGUUUUAUAUGGAAUAUGCCUUAAUCGAAAAGGCUUUGGGUAACUGUGAGAAAAGCAUUAAUAUUUUAAAAACUGCCCUUAAUAUGAACCAAAACAAAUCAAUUGUAACAGAAAAUUCGUCUGAAUCGCAAACAAACCAGUGUAAUUUGUAUAAGAACCUCAUUGAAGUACUUAUGGAUUCUACUAAUUCAACAAAAACCAAAGAAAAUGUAUUGAAUGAAUUAUUAAAGCUGGUUUUGCAAAGGAAAUUUGAUUCUCUAACAAAUGGUUUAUUGAUGGAAGCUGAAACUAAAUUUAAAAAUAUUACCGAGAAGUUGCUACAAAGAGAUAUAAGCGAUUUGAGCUCUAGAGAUCAUUUUUUGGCUGAUUUUUUCACUGAUUGGAUCAUUUGUCAUGGAUGGUUCCUUUAUUGGACCAAAGGUCCAUUACAAUGCGGUAAAUUCAUAGAAGACACUUUACUAAACCUAGAAAAUAGGCAACAAAGCUUAAAUUUCCAAAAAGAAAUUCUAUACGAGUUCCAUUGCUCUGUCUUGUUCAAAUCUUGCAUGGAACCUGGAACUCACAAUUUCAAAAUCUUAGAUGAAGUACUUUUUAAGGCCAUUGAAAAAUACCCAAAUAAUUUAUACUUACUGUCAAUACUAGCCAAAGAGCAAAGUUUAAAGAAAAACUUUGGCAUGUCAGCGUGGAAAGUGCAAGAUUUACUAUUGAAAACUGGCAGAUCUAUUGCGACAAUUUUCGUUAUUAUUAUAAACGAUUUGGUUCAAUUGGAAAUUGAGGCUCAUGCGGUCGAUUCUUCAACUGGACUCAAAUUAGAGAUGGAUAGUAAUUUUAAGAAUAAAACAAAUUCGCUUUUUAAAAAAAUUACUAAUAAGGAGAUGUGCACUAGGAGGUGCGGAUUAGUUUGGAGGCUGUUUUUGCAAUUCGUACAUCAGUAUUUUGAUACUAAUGUUUGCAGGAAUGUUUAUUAUAGUGCUGUAGAGCAAUGUCCUUGGCUGAAAGCUCUUUAUAUGGAUGCAGCCAUUUACAUUCCGGCAGAGUUGGCUCAAAUUCAAGACUUAAUCAUAGAGAAACAGCUACGUCUUCACCUCACUCCCGAAGAGUUGGACAUUUUGAGAAUUUAAAAAAAAAAAAAAAUUACAAAUAAAAAUUGUCUUAUUUAUCAAUAUUCUCCAUCCUUAAAUUAAUAUUUUACAUUUUAGGCUGAAUAAAUAAUAUUGGAAAUACCCCUCCUAACUUAGAGCUACAAAUAAAUAAAUAUUGUCUUAGUUGAACAGGUGAUAUUUUGGGCCUAGAUAUGAAUACAUAGAAUUACUAUGUAUGUAUAUCAACCAGCAGAACCCAAUCGGCUGCACUAUUUAUUUUAUACAUAAAGAUGUUUAUAUCACAAUAAUUGGCAACAAUAUACUUUAUAUUUUAAAAGUAACAGGCUUGUUACCUAGUAAACCAUUUCUUGCCUAAAAAUAACACACAGUAGUAGGUUUUAGUAUACAAAAAUUUGUAGCCAUGUUAACAUUCCAAAGAACUAGCAAGACAUAAAACCUAUAUCACAUAAAUUGCCUGGCUGGGCCAAUUAUAAAAAAUUUAAGACUACCUAUUAUCCAUAACCACUUGUUUGAAACUAUUUAUACCGGUGGACAUUUGAGAUUUUACUUCGUGAUUUCCUAGAGACGCAGUGCCAUCUUUA